AUGACUGGCUUCUUGGUCCCGGACAACUAUGUCCCAGACCUGCCAAAUGAUACCGACAUGAACAUUGCAUCUAUCGCGUGGGGCCUAUCUCUCGGCAUCACCAUCUUUAACAUUUCCAAGGCAGCCAGGCAGACGAAAUCCGCAUGGCAUAGGAGGAAGAGAGUUACGGCCUAUGUCGCCCUGGUCUGGGUUGAGAUCAUCUCGAGUUUCCUAUUGGGUGUUAUGUGCUGGUUCUAUCUUCGGAAUAAGAUCGAGCCGAGCUUGGAGUUUUUCUUUUUCAUCAUCGUGUGGUGGUCGACACAGGUCCAAUGCUUGAUCCAGAUCAUCAUCAAUCGAGUUUCCUUGUUGAUGGUUGUUCGAUCAAACGGUACCAAGCUCAAAUGGAUCUGCUUCCUCAUCCUUCUUGCCGUCAACAUCAGCGUCUUUUGCAUCUGGGUCCCUGCCCGUCUGCAGAUCAGCGAGAAAUACAUCCACCUAAACGAGAUUUGGGAUCGUUGCGAGAAAGUCAUCUUUGCUAUCAUGGAUGCUGCUCUCAACUUUUACUUCAUCUACGUCGUUAAGCAGAGGCUCGUCGCGAAUGGCCUUCAGAAGUAUACACGCCUUUAUCAAAUGAACUUGUUCUUGGUUGCCAUUUCGAUUGCCCUGGACAUCCUAUUGAUUUGCAUGAUGUCGCUGCCAAACAGUUUCGUGUACAUUCAAUUCCAUCCCCUCGUCUACCUUCUCAAGCUACACAUCGAGAUGAACAUGGCCGACCUGAUCGGCAAGGUCGUCCGUGCCAGCAACAACCAGGAUCACGACUACAGCUCUCGAUCGAGGACCAACGGUACAUCUCGCCAACACCCCAGCCGAUUCGGCCACACACUGGCCAGCACUCACCACCGAACGCACAUCGAGCUCGGCGAAGAGGAUGAAUACGAACUCAAGGAGCGAGAGAAGAUAGAGGGUAUCAAGAAGACGAUUGUGACGCAAGUGACUCGCAGCGGCCCCGGCGAGAAUGACGACGAUUCUCACGAGGAAAUCGACGACAGAGAGAUCAGCGAGAGCAGUUCAACGAAGCAAUUACAUCAGCGCCAAUACAGUGUCGAAUAG
Messenger RNA from Fusarium vanettenii 77-13-4, 1089 nucleotides. RefSeq lists its product as uncharacterized. The record is from RefSeq and is a predicted model, not a curated record. The coding region runs from base 1 to 1089 and encodes 362 amino acids. Lineage: Eukaryota; Fungi; Ascomycota; Sordariomycetes; Hypocreales; Nectriaceae. The transcript is spliced from 4 exons.